GUCACAGUUUGCCGCCGGAUACAGUUAAAAAUUCGUUGUUCGCGGCGGUUCAAACAGGGCGUUUGUGUACAAAGAUUUAUACGCAUAUUACUCCUAAUUUAGCAAACAUACGACAUUACCAAACGUUUAUUAGCCAUGACAGAAUUACUUUUUAAUUCGUUGUUGCAAGUUCGCGUGAAGUGCAAAGACUGUGAUGACAGGAAGACAGAUAUUCGAGUCACCGUUGAGCAGCAAUUGACAUUGAAUCCAGUCCACAAGCGGGAGCUUCUGGUAAGACUAACAGAUGACAAAGAUCCCUGUUUUCUGUACAACCUUGCCAUAUCAGAAGAGGAUUUCCAAAGUUUGAAAGUUCAACAAGGUCUACUUGUAGACUUUGUGUCCUUUCCUCAGAAGUUCAUAGAUCUACUUAAUCUGUGCAUCGCGGAACAAGACAAAGAUAGCCCAAGGUUUUUGCUUGAGUUGUCAUGCCUAUCCCCAGUGUCAAACGGCAGUGCAGCAAACUUCAACGUUGUGGAGACCAAUGUAUUCAAACACUUAAUGCAUCUCUCUCUCAAGCUUCUUCAUGGUACCGAUUCAGAAAUUAAAAAAUUCCUGGCUGUUUCCCUUUCCUCUUUGAAGGAAGAGAAGCAGUUGUUGGAACAGAGGUUUAAGAAGGCCGAAGAUGACCUCUCUAGACAGCUUAGCUACACACAACAGACCCUGUCUGAGAAGAGUACAGAGUUGGACAAACUGCGAUCCGAAUGGGCGUGUCAGACCACCUCACUCUCCAGUCGCCACACUCAAGACCUCACUGCAGAGAGGGAGAAGGCUCUGGAGACACAAACCAAGCUUUUGCAGCAGAGCGAACAGCUGCGCAAGGACCUGGAGAGCACUCAUACGAGGAACACACAGCAGCUACAAAACCAGCUGGCCGAGGCAGAAGCCUCCAACAGGGACCUAACCGAAAAGAGAUACAAGAACGAAUCGACCAUCCGAGACCUGAAAUCCAAACUUGUGGGACUGGAAGAUGAGUCACAUCGAGCAAAGCAGCAGGUUCUGUCUCUGAGGAGGGAGAAUAGCACACUGGACACAGAGUGCCACGAGAAGGAGCGUCUCAUCAACCAGCUACAGAUGCGCGUGGCUGUGCUGGAGCAGGAGGUCAAAGACAAAGAACAGCUGAUGUUCCGCACCAAAGAGGUCCUUGAAGCCACCCAGCUGCAGAGGAGCAGAGCAGAGGAAACCGGAGAAAGCAGGCAACUCCAGAUAGGGAAACUGGAGAGCACUGUCAAAACCCUGUCGGAAGAGCUUAUUAAAGCCAACAGCAUCAUCAAGAAGCUGCAGGGGGAUCUCAGAAGCCUAGUAGAGAAGAUCAAAUUGAAGAACGCGGUGACCGUGGCACAGGAGAAGGUGCUCCAGGAGACCACAGAAAAGCUGCACACGGUAGAGAGGGACCUGCUGGACACUCAGCAGCAGCUCAAACACAAAAUGGAGGAGGCACUAAAGCUGAAGGAGCAGUUGGAAACGACCAUUCAGAAACUAGAUCAGAGCAGGGAGGUGCUGAAAACCAACGAGAAUGUCAUCAAUUGGCUGAAUAAGCAGCUGAACGAGAACCAGCUGGCCAGAAAGCCUGACAGCCCUGCCGCGUUUCAGACCCCUCCAACUGUCUCGGCUGCUGCAGGGGGACCGAGGAUGGGCAGCGCUCCUCACGGCUUCGUCCAGUUUAACCCCGCGUGUCCCAAGCCUGUCCUGUCACCAGUGGGGAUCCAAGAUGGCCGCACCAGUGCACCACGUCCUAUGCAUCCGUCCAACAAGGAGAACGGGGAGCCAGUUGGAUUGGAGUCCAAGUACUUUGAGAGGCGAGAAGACAGCAUCCCUCUCCAUGGACUGUUGGCUAAUUACAAUCCUCGAGAGGUCCCUAGGCCUCCACUGAAGCACUCUCUGUCCUCAGCUUACUUCACUGGCUGAGACGUGAAGAGCAAAACUUUAGUUUACUCGACCACUCCUCUUAAAGUACAAAAGCGCUUUCCUUUGGGAGUUUGGACCUCCACUUUGUGUGUUUUUCAAUGUUUGUUGUCAUCGUUAUACAUUAUAUAUUAAAAUAUUGUGUUUUUAAAGGUA
Messenger RNA from Osmerus eperlanus (European smelt), 2097 nucleotides. It is a transcript of the gene sass6, whose product is annotated as SAS-6 centriolar assembly protein. Gene Ontology annotation, biological process: centriole replication. The record is from RefSeq and is a predicted model, not a curated record. The coding region runs from base 136 to 1944 and encodes 602 amino acids. Lineage: Eukaryota; Metazoa; Chordata; Actinopteri; Osmeriformes; Osmeridae. Gene Ontology annotation, cellular component: centrosome; centriole. The transcript has a single exon.